This is a messenger RNA of Drosophila rhopaloa, 5501 nucleotides long. It is a transcript of the gene lgs, whose product is annotated as protein BCL9 homolog. The record is from RefSeq and is a predicted model, not a curated record. The coding region runs from base 429 to 5012 and encodes 1527 amino acids. The transcript has 7 exons. NCBI's taxonomy places the organism in Eukaryota, Metazoa, Arthropoda, Insecta, Diptera, Drosophilidae.
UUGCCGCGGUCUGGUUACUCUAAGCGGCAGUAAUUUCUUAUUUUUAUAUGAUACUAUUUCGUUACUUAUGCACAUUAAUAUAUUUUUUCCGAAGAACCUAAACAAUAUUUGGCAAUGCCAACUCUUAACUAAUAGUCGAGAUACGAAAUUCAUCAACUUACAGCACACAACUAUUAUGAGGGAAUGAUUUGUUCAUAAGUGUUAAUAGUAAAUAUGUAUACAUAAAAUUGUGAAACAUGGUGAAACAAGUUGUACACGAAAUAAUUUCAAAGCAAACAAGAAAAUAGAUUAAGUGCCUAUGGUUAUAAUGAUCGCACCUGAACUAAUGGGCUCGGUUUCGCGAAUAAUUCGUGAGUUCGAAACUCAUGCAUACGUGUUGUAGUGUGCGUGCGGUCUGUAUUGAUGUACAUAAGCCUGGCAUUUAGUGGAUGCGAUUGCCAGAAACCACAAAUAGGCAAACAUAUUGGUUCCAUGUAGGCAUAACUACAAUGAUGUCGACAACAAUGCCCUGCAGUCCGACCCAAUCACAGACUCAAUUAAUCACCGAUGCCUCAACAAGUGCAUCUGGAGCUAACGCUGGAAUAGGGAUUGGGAACGGGGUGGCAGGCUCUAGCAGGAGCUCUCCAAAGAGUAUGAAAAGCGAACCCUUUUCCACUCUGUCUCCGGAUCAAAUAAAAAUAAUGCCAGAAGAAGUGGCAGAGAAAAACGGCCUAUCAAGUAUUGAGAAAGGCAUAUCCGCUCCAACUGGAGGCAGCGGAGGCGGAAUGGGAGGAGGUAUUUCGACUGACGCACAACCAUCGCAGUCGUCUUCCGUAGGCGCUGCCGUUGGUCCGCCGAUGCUCAGACAGAACUCUUCAACCAGCAUCAAUUCGUGCCUGGUCGCCUCUCCAAACAACACCAGUGAACACUCGAAUAGCAGUAGUGUGUCUGCUACAGUUGGACUAACGCAAAUGGUCGACGGCGACGAGCAGGCGAAGAAAAAGAAGCCCAGUGUGAAGGAUGAGGAUGUCGAAAAAGGAUCUAAUAAACCGAAAGGCUUACCUGCCGGCGCAGGGUGCGGAACAGCAUCCGCUUCCGGUUUUUCCAUAGGCGUUGCCAUUAAGGAAGAACCCGCCGACGUGCUGAGCAGCUUAGUGAAUAUGAAAAGGGAAGAAAGGGAAAAUCAAUCGCCAAACAUGUCCCCUGUUGGGUUCGGUUCAAUUGGUAAUGCGCAGGACAAUUCCGCUACUCCCGUGAAAAUAGAAAGAAAUACAACCGAUAGCAUCACGGAAAAAAAGAAUUCAUCCUUGGCUAUAAGUAAUGAUGAAAUGGGAGGCGUUAGCUGCAAUCCGUUAAGCGAUAUUAUCAGUGAAUCUUUAGGUAACCCGCCUAUCUCAAGCAUAUUAGCUCUAGGAAUGAAUGCGUCUCACGUAAGUGGAGGAGGACCAGGAACGGUAGUUGGAGCAACAAAUAAUCUUCUGGCGGGUAAUGGCAAUGGCCCCACUUCCGGUGGUGGCAAUUGCUUGGAUUUCAUGCAACAACAGAAUCACAUAUUCGUGUUUUCAACUCAACUUGCAAACAAAGGGGCCGAAUCGGUUUUAAGCGGUCAAUUCCAAACCAUUAUUGCAUAUCACUGUACCCAGCCAGCGACAAAAAACUUUCUCGAAGACUUUUUUAUGAAAAAUCCCCUGAAGAUGAACAAGUUGCAGCGGCACAGUAACUUGGGAAUGCCGUGGCUAGGCAUGGGACCGGGAGGACCGAUGGCACAAAGUGCACCCAAUUCUGUAUCAAAGAUAACACAGCAGCCGUCACAUUCAAAACCUGUAAGCCUUUUGAAAAGCCAGUUCAAUCAAAAUGACAACAGCAAACGCAGUUCUGUUAAUGUGCCCAGCAACACUUUUGUCGACCAAUCCGAUCCCUUGGCCAAUGAAAAUGAACUUAUGUGCUGGGAGAGCGGAGCCGGGGGCAGUGGUGGUGGUGGCCCUGCCCCAAAUUCGCGAAACAAUAUAGACAGUAUCAGCGCUUCCAGCGAGUCCCAGGCAAUAAAGAUAUUGGAAGCUGCUGGUGUUGACUUAGGGCAGGUCACAAAGGGAAGCGAUCAAAGUCUGUCUCACGAAAACAACAUUGUUUCGCUGCAAGGAGUUAAGGUCCCAGACGAAAACCUUACACCACAACAGCGUCAGCAUCGGGAAGAGCAGCUGGCAAAAAUAAAGAAAAUGAACCAAUUUCUCUUUCCCGAAAAUGAAAACUCAGUAGGAGCCAAUGUAAGCUCACAAAUGCCGAAAAUACCAGGAGACCUGGUUAUGGGCAUGCCGAGUGGAGGAGGAUCUAUAAUAAAUCCGCAAUUGCGACAAAUGCAUUUACCCGGAAACGUGAAACCGGAGCACUUAGCGGGGACAUCAGGACUUCCCGAGGAGGUAAUACUUCCCAGUGAUGUGAUAUCGGAUAUCGGUGCUGUAAUGGGAUGCAAUAAUAGUCAAAAAAGCGGCAUGCAAUGCGGAGCUGGGACUGUAACUGGAAAUGCUGCCGGCGCGUUAAAUGUAAAUAUGCAUUGCUCAAGCUCUGGGGCUUCAAAUAGCAGUAUGAUGGGAAACUCAACCGAUAUGCUAGCUUCGUUUGGCAACACGAACUGCAACGUUAAUGUCAUCGGAUCAGUAUCAGUAGAUAUGUCUAAAGAACUUUCGACUCAAGAUAGCCUAACGCAUCCACACCAAGGGGGACUAGCUCAAAUGGAGUGGACGAAGAUCCAACAGCAAUUUUUCGAGGACCGCCUCAAGGGUGGGAAAGCCAGACAAGCGACGGGACCUAUCGCACCGCAACAGCCGCCAUCUGGAACUGGCGGAAAUUCGUCAAAUAGCCAAGUGCGUUCUCUGCAGGGACCUCCACCGCCAUACCAUUCCACUCAGCGAUCUGCUUCAGUGCCAAUAGCUACUCAAUCGCCGAAUCCGUCGAGUCCAAACAACCUGUCCUUGCCGUCACCUCGCACAACUGGCGCAGUUAUGGGUUUGCCAACAAACUCACCCAGCAUGGAUAGUUCGGCAUCACUGUCGGGAUCGGCUCCCCCGGCAAUCACAUCAUCCUCCCAGGCAGGCACAACGGGAGUGAUUUCUGCAAGCAAAAACUGUUUUCAGGCAGACACCCCAUCGCCAUCAAAUCCAAAUCGAAAUCGAAAUAGCGGAUCAUCAGGCGUACCCACUCAUAAUUUUAAUAGUAACCCGAGUACACCGCUAUCCCAUUUAUCCCCGAAGGAAUUGGAGCCGUUCGGUCAGUCCUCUGCUGGUGAUAACAUAAAAAGUAGACGGACAAGCCCACAGGGUCAACGGUCGCCAGGAAAUGCUGUUAUAGAGGCAAAUAUAGAAUCUAGAUUUGCUAACUCCAGUCCUGGCGUUAUUUUCAAUCCACAUCCUCAUAUGCAAAGCAAUCCGAAUUCAACAUUAAAUGCCUAUAAAAUAGGCACUCCCAAUAUGCAGAUGGAGCGCCAAGCUUCGUCCCAAUGUGGAUCCGUACAAUUUUCUCGGCGUUCCGAUAAUAUUCCGCUAAAUCCCAACAGUGGCAAUCGGCCGCCACCAAACAAGAUGACACAGAACUUCGAUCCAAUCUCUUCACUGGCGCAGAUGUCCCAACAGUUAACAAGCUGUGUUUCCAGUAUGGGGAGUCCAGCCGGUACUGGUGGGGUGGCUAUGAUGGGCGGUUCGGGACCGGUAGACAUUAACAUUGAGCAUGCAAUAAUUUCGGGAUUAGAUGGACCAGGAAUUGAUGCUAUUAAUCAAAAUAACUGCCAUCCAAUGAAUGCCGUCAUGAACUCUAUGGGUCAGCGAAUGUUGAAUCCUAAAAUGUGCGUUCCAGGUGGUCCAAGUGGUCCUUCUGGCUUUAACCCCAAUUCUCCCAAUAGUGUAUUAAGAGAUAGUCCUUUGGGUCCUGGUCCAGUUCCUGGUCCUGGGCAAGCAAACUCUCCAAACUUCCAAGGCGUUGUACCACCUGGUGCUAGAAUGAUGGGUCGAAUGCCAGUCAAUUUUGGUUCAAAUUUCAAUCCCAAUAUACAAGUUAGGGCGAGUACACCAAACACAAUACAGUACAUGCCAGUGAGGCCGCAGAACGCCAGUAACAACAAUAACAAUGGAGCUAGCAAUGUGCGAAUGCCACCUAGUCUUGAGUUUUUGCAGAGGUACGCUAAUCCUCAAAUGGCUGCUGUAGGAAAUGGUUCCUCCAUAUGUCCGCCCUCUGGCGAUGUUGGUCCGGGAAUGCCCGGAAUGAUGGUAGGAUCUGGAUCAGGAGCCAUGCUAAUGAACUCUCCAGGCGAGCAGCACCACAACAAGAUCACAAACAACCCUGGGGCAGGCAGUGGAAUUAACUUUUUCCAGAACUGUAAUCAACUGGCCAUCAUGGACGAAGAGGGAGGCCAUGACGUGGCAAUGAAUAUUGGUCAACCGUCGAUGAUACGGGGCAUGCGUCCGCAUACCAUGCGACCACAUACAAUGGGUCCACGAAUGCAAGCUUCGGUCAACAGGCAGAUUCAGUUUGCACAUGCAUCGGAUGGUCUGGAUUGCGUCGGGGAUCCCACAGCAUUUUUUAAUAACACUGCCUGCAACAGCACUGGACAAGCCAUGUUUGCAGCAUCACAACAGUCUAAUCAGUCCAAGCCUCAACACCUAAAAACUAUGCCCAGCGGAAUGUGUCAAAAUCAAACGGGAAUGGGAGUAGGCCCAGCAGUGGCGCAAGGACAGAUGCUGCAGGGACAAGGUCAAGGUCAGGGCCAGGGUCAGGGUCAAUCUUUAAUAGGACCCAGCAAUAAUAACUUAAUGUCGGCUUCCGGAAGUGUUGGUCCUACUAACGGCGUCUCUGGCAUUAAUUUCGUGGGUCCCUCAUCAAAUGAUCUAAAGUAUGCGCAGCAAUAUCACAGCUUCCAGCAGCAAUUAUACGCAACCAACACCAGGAGCCAGCAACAACAGCAGAUGCACCAGCAGCAGCAGGGAAACAUGAUAACUAUGCCGCCCAACUUAUCACCAAAUCCAGCGUUCUUUGUGAAUAAAUGAACUUACACCGCUGACGCCCUCGCCAUGUAUUGUUUACUAGCAUCCAAGAUAAGACAUCCAUCUCUAAAUAAGAUUUUUACUGAGCUUAUUACGUAGAUGUUUUAGCUAAAGAAGAAAAUAAACAUUUGUCAAUGCAAAUGAGAAUUUUUAGAAACAAAAUAUUUUAUUCGCCACAUUUAGACGAGCCACAUUCAAGUUAAAUCUAGUAUCCCAUUCGUGUAGUCAUAUUUGAAUCUGUAUUUGAAUACAUAUUUGAACAUGAUAGGUCAUCGCUUGCGAAUAUGUACAAAUAAUAAUAAACAACGAAAUUUUAGUUAUUUGCAGCUAGUUUUCUGUUAUUAAUAACUAUGUACGCUGCUCUCUGUGUUAAAUGCAACUAAGAAAAUAUACAUAUGUAAAACGCUAUUAAUAUAUAUAAUAUUCUCAACUUUAUUGUAAUCCAUGUUAAGAGAACUGUAAAUUCUUCCAUUAAAAAGAUAAUGAAACACA